GCAAGGCUCCAGAAGUGGAGAGCACAACUUCUUGUCAUUUCUGCCUCUUACCAGAGAUCCCAUUUUGUCAUCUAUAAAUUUCCUUUCUUUCCAAACUCCUUCACCAGAAUUCCUUCGAGGGAGAGAGAGAGAUGACUGAGAAGAAGAAGAAGAAUAAGGCCAAGGCAAUCAUUGUAGGAGGGAGUAUAGCCGGGGUUUCAUGCGCUCAUGCGCUCACUUCAGCAGGAUGGGAAGUUGUGGUGCUUGAGAAAACUAGCGCAGCCCCAACUGGGAGCCCAACCGGGGCUGGACUGGGGCUCGACCCUUCGGCUCAACAGCUCAUUGGUUCCUGGCUUGGCCAUCCCCAGCUCCUCCAGCAGGCCACCUUGCCCCUCACAAUUGAUCAGAACCAAGCAACAGAUGCUGCUACGAAUGUGAGUUGGACAUUAACAAGAGAUGAGAAAUUUAAUUUUAGAGCAGCACAUUGGGCUGAUCUCCAUGGCCUUCUACACAAUGCAUUGCCACGAGAUAUAUUCUUCUGGGGUCACCAAUUCAUCUCUUUCACCAUUUCCGAAGACAAAGCCUCUGUCAAAGUUAAGGCUAAAGUUCUUCGAAACAAUGAGAUCAUUGAGAUAGAUGGAAAUUUACUCGUUGCAGCAGAUGGAUGCCUCUCUUUAAUCCGCCAGAGUUUUCUCCCGGACAUUAAAUUGAGGUAUUCAGGUUACUCUGCGUGGAGAGGGGUUCUUGAUUUUUCAGGAAAAGAGGAUUCAGAAACCAUUACAGGCAUCCGUAAAGUGUACCCCGACCUUGGGAAAUGCUUGUACUUUGACCUUAGCUCUGGAACUCAUAGUGCGCUUUAUGAACUUCCAAGCAAAAGGCUCAACUGGAUUUUUUAUACCAAUCAACCUGAGCCUGAUAUAAAGGGAAAUUCAGUUACCAUGAAGGUAAAUGAAGACAUGAUCAAUGAUAUGAUCCAAGAAGCAGAGAAAGUUUGGGUCCCAGAGUUUGUAAGAGUCAUGAAGGAGACCAAGAAUCCUUUCUUAAAUGCCAUAUAUGAUUGUGACCCUCUAAGACAGAUCUUUUGGGACAAUGUAGUGUUGAUUGGGGAUGCUGCUCACCCAACAAGUCCUCACGGCCUGAGAAGCACAAACAUGUCAAUAUUAGAUGCAGCAGCUCUAGGCAAAACCCUUGGCAAAUGGGGAUUGGAAAAUUUACAGUCAGCUCUGGAAGAGUAUCAGUCCAUUCGGCUACCUGUCACUUCUAAACAAGUUCUGCACUCACGGCAGCUGGGUCGAAUUAAACAAGGCUUAGAUCUUCCUAAUCGUGAGCCAUUUGAUCCAAAGAAAGCAACUCCAGAGGAUUGCACAGAUCUUCAACAGAAGAACAUGCCUUUCUUUGUAGUUCCUUCAUUAAUUGAUUCCAUGUUACGCUCUGUUUGAUCUCUUAAAAGAUGGGAGUAUGUCCUCCGUAACCAGGCAAUGCUUGGGCAUUUUGAUACUGGUUACUUAAGUCUCUCUCGCCAAUAUAUUUGAUUGUCUGGACUCUCUUUCUCUGAGGAUUGACUAUAUAAAAACAUGAUUAGUCAUUACAGAAAA
Theobroma umbraticum is the source of this 1574-nucleotide messenger RNA. Its product is annotated as FAD/NAD(P)-binding oxidoreductase family protein. The record is from RefSeq and is a predicted model, not a curated record. Lineage: Eukaryota; Viridiplantae; Streptophyta; Magnoliopsida; Malvales; Malvaceae. Gene Ontology annotation, molecular function: FAD binding.